GAGACCGAAUUACAGUCAGUAAGUUUGACACGAUGAUCAUGUCAACGCUUGAUGUGUUUUCAACGCCAAUUACGUACAGAUAUAAAACCCGAGUGUGUUCAAUAGCCUCACUAGUAGUAUUUAUUUUAACAACAGCGUUAGUAAUAUUACCACUAAUACUAGCGUACCAGAGUGGCGGUUUUUGGGUGCGUAAUCGCGUCUACAUUGAAACCCCACUCGUGCAAUUCACACACAAGUAUUUGCUUAUCGCCGAAGGAGACUUUGACUCAACUCCAAUCAUCUGCUCUACAUUUAGCGUUUAUCAGCUAAAUCCAAUUAAAGAUGAUUGCACUCUUGUGAAAAUACAACAGCUCGAUAUAAAUAAUGAUAAGCACAAUGAUGUUUUUAAAUUCAACUUUUUGUUCUAUUCCAGAGCGCCUGUCAAGUCUAUCAAGCUUUUAUUUUUUUUUCAACUCAAGCUCAGGGACGCUGUUUACAAUAAAAUAGACUCACUGGCAAUGAUUAAUUAUAUUUUGCCUCAUGAAUCACAGAAAAUAAACAUAAUAAGUGAUUUAAAAUUAAAUCAGAAGGGUCUUUUGAAAUGCGAUAAUUUUCAAGAUAUUAUUAACAAUAACGUUAAUAAUGAAACUAUUGAGCUACAUGAUCAUUCUUUGGAUCAAGUUUUAUCUUAUUAUGCAAGGAAAAAGUUUUCAUUGGAAGUAACAAACACCCAAGCGACCUGGGAGACAGGAUUUUCUGCAAGUGAGCCAGUGUCAUUAUCAGGAGAGCUGUUCUACCUGGACCAGCACCUCAACUACCAGCCAUGUCUCUGGGAGGAGCUGAAACAAGCCUGGAUCCAAUAUUUAUCGCUCUUUUUAGCUUUAAGUUACCUGGUGAAAAAAUUCCUCUGCUAUUUAUUCAACAAAGGCCACCUCAGAAGCUACAUUGUCGUUCCCUGGGAAGACAAAAUUAAAGCGAUUACCAAAGAAGAAAUAAAAAUGACAACAAGAUCAAAGGAAAAAGUAGUCGCGGCGUUCAGAAAAAUUUUCCGGUCCUCCGAGAAGAUAACAAGCCACCACAGUCAGGAGGAUGCGAGCAGCUCGACGAAUUCCCCGCGUAGAUUGCUGGGCAGACAUCGGCCUGACGCGGUGACCCCGGCAGAGAGUCACCUCAAGGAGGACCCAGGUACCAGCACUCACAGACUCUGCACGUGUAAGUCCAAGAAGAGUCACCUGGGGAACUGUCCCGCCCAGACGAGCAUUCCCGAACGGGGAGUCAGGCUCAGGAGGUUGAUGAAGGAGCUUAGCGAGAUCCAGAAGUCCCAGCAUCAGAGAGACGCGACCUUCACCGCUGAACUCGUAAACGAUAACCUCUUUGAGUGGCACGUGCGCCUUCACAAAAUAGACCCCGAAAGUGAGCUAGCUGCUGAUAUGAGGGAACUUAAUAUCCCUUAUAUUUUGUUACAUAUUACAUUUCCGGAAAACUUUCCAUUUGCACCGCCUUUCAUGCGGGUCAUAUCUCCCAGAAUAGAGAAGGGUUUUGUCAUGGAGGGUGGUGCUAUUUGCAUGGAGUUACUCACUCCCAGGGGGUGGGCCAGUGCAUAUACUAUUGAGGCUGUUAUUACUCAAUUUGCUGCUAGUAUAGUCAAAGGACAGGGGCGCAUUGCAAGAAAGCCAAAAACAAACAAAGAAUUCAAUCGCCGCUCAGCAGAAGAAUCAUUCCGAAGUUUGGUAAAAGCUCAUGAAAAAUAUGGAUGGGUGACACCACCACUAGCUGAAGGUUGAAGUUAAAGCUAAAUUUAUACAUUCACCCCAUUUAAAUAUAAUUAAAUAUAUAAUAACAAUAUAUAACGCAGCAAGUACUGCGAUUGGUCCAAGCUUACUCGUAACCCGUUAAUUAAUACACUUUUAAAACAAUCAGCAAACUUUUAAAUCACCAAUUAACGCGUUGCUACUUUUAUUCCCAGUAUAUAUAUAAAUAUAAACAUAUUAUACAAUACAUAAAUAUAAAUAUAUAUUUCUAUAUAAUCAUUAGCGUUAAUAAUAAUAAAUAUUUAAGCC
Messenger RNA from Cotesia glomerata, 2039 nucleotides. RefSeq names its product transmembrane protein 231-like. Gene Ontology annotation, cellular component: ciliary transition zone; ciliary membrane. The transcript is spliced from 5 exons. NCBI's taxonomy places the organism in Eukaryota, Metazoa, Arthropoda, Insecta, Hymenoptera, Braconidae. Bases 33 to 1763 code for a protein of 576 amino acids. Gene Ontology annotation, biological process: regulation of protein localization; cilium assembly. The record is from RefSeq and is a predicted model, not a curated record.